This is a messenger RNA of Hirundo rustica (Barn swallow), 3095 nucleotides long. RefSeq names its product OTU deubiquitinase with linear linkage specificity (gene OTULIN). Gene Ontology annotation, biological process: protein linear deubiquitination. The transcript is spliced from 8 exons. Gene Ontology annotation, molecular function: cysteine-type deubiquitinase activity. Lineage: Eukaryota; Metazoa; Chordata; Aves; Passeriformes; Hirundinidae. The record is from RefSeq and is a predicted model, not a curated record. Bases 1 to 1374 code for a protein of 457 amino acids.
AUGAGCGGCGAGCGGCGACGGCCGGGCCGAGCUCGGCGCCCUCCCCUCGGGCCCGGCCCGGCGGCGCCCGGCGGGGCUCGGCGGGCAGCGCCGGCCUCGGGCGGCGGCGCGGGGCGGUGCCGGGCGGGACGGAGCGCGGCGGAAAGCCAGGAUAAUCUUCAAGGGUGGAUAACAGAACCAACCAGCCUUUCUGCAGGUGCAGGAGAGAAAAAAGAGAGUGUUCCCACACAGCUGAUGAAGCAUGAAAACGAAGUUGGUGUUGCUUCUGAGGAACUUGGUUCAGCAAAUGCAGCUGCAGACCAUAAAGAGCAACCUGCGUCAGAAAUAAGACAAGACUGUGUAUACAGAAGUAGUGGGAGACCUGAGAGGACAGAUAAAAUUAAAUCUCUUGUGAUGGAUCAGGAUGCAUACAGCAACUCUGAACUAUAUGUACCUGUGUCUAGUUCAGCAGUGGAGUCAUCUGAGGAGAGCGAGGAGGACAUGUAUCGUGAUGAAGAAGAAAUAGAGAGGGAGAAAAUACUACUUUGUGAAACAAAUUCAUCAGAAUAUAAAGUAAGUGUUUCACCUGAAAUGGACAUUAUGGAGUAUUGCAGAAAGGAAUGGAGAGGAAAUACACCAGCAGCAAAAAGGAUGAGGAAGGGAUAUGAAGCAGUUGCUCAGAAGUUUGCAUCGAUAAGGAGAAUACGAGGUGAUAACUAUUGUGCUUUCAGAGCAACUCUUUUCCAGGCAUUAAGCCAAGCUACCCAGUUACCAAGGUGGCUGCAGAGUGAGGAUAUUACUAUGCUUCCUGAAAACUUGCUGAGCAAGUAUGACUGGAUCAAGCAGUGGCAGCUCAGACAGAAACCUGGCAAGAGGAUGGGAGAAAUUAGUGAUGAAAUAAAAGAUUAUUUAAUACUUCUAAGGAAAAAGUGGAAGAAUAUAAGUGAAAUAAAUGGUCCCCUUGAGAAACAAGAAGCUUGUGAUAAAUUGUUCAAAAACGAAGAGGAGGAGUACAGUCUCUAUGAAGCACUGAAAUUUUUGAUGCUUAACACUGCCAUUGAAUUAUACAACGCCGAUAAAAGUGGAAGGAGAGUGCCUGUCUUCUCCUGGCUCUUGUUUGCACGGGAUACAUCCAGCAACCCUCGUCAGUUAAUGCACAAUCACUUGAAUCAUAUUGGUCACAGUGGAGGCCUUGAACAAGUGGAAAUGUUCCUUCUUGCUUAUGCUCUGCAGUAUACCAUCCAAGUGUACCGACUCUAUAAGUACAGCACUGAUGAGUUCAUCACACUUUACCCCAAUGACCCGGAGGAGGACUGGCCUGUGGUGACCCUCAUAACUGAAGAUGACAGACAUUAUAAUAUUCCAGUCCGAAUGUGCCAAGAGACCAUGCUGUGAACAAGUAAUUUUUUGGCAGACAAACCUGUGCUGCUUAUGGAGGUUUCCCAUGCUAUUUUGAAACAGGACUAUGAAAAAAUCCAUGGGAUUAAAUCAACAACUUGAAAUUUGUGUUUUGGAAGUUGACAUCUGAAAUAAAGUAUCAAAUAGGUACUAUCUUAAAUAGUAAAAGUUUGGCAAGCAUGGCUUUGUUUUCCAUUUUUUUUAAAAAAGGGAAGCUUCUGCAGUUCUUUUUUUGAAGGACUUAUUCUGAGUAGAAUUGCCAAACUGUAGAUUUAUUCAUUUUAUGUCUUUCAGUGAGGCCCUUUUGUGUCUUUCAGUGAGGUAAGACAUGAGCUAACUUUUUGCUCCCCAAAAUGACAAUUGAAAUUCCUGGGAAAGUAAGGUGACAGUGUCUUGGCAGGUGUUUGUAAUGGUGCUUAGAAGCUAUUUAUACAAAAUUUGGUUUCGGGAAGUAAUACAAUUCUUUUGCAGUUGGAAUUUAAUGCCUGCCAUGGUUUAUGCUAUGAGAGAAGUUACUUAAAGUUUUCUAAUGCUUUGGGUUGUUUUUUCCUACGUAAGUGUCUCUUAUUGAGAAGCCAGUUGUCUGUUACACCGAAAAUGAGCAGCUCUCCCCCUGUCAACUCAUGGAAUGUGGCAAAUGUGAUAAGGGAGUAUAAAAGUUGUUUGAUAGUCGGUCACACAAAGUCAAAGACUCCAAAGAAAUCCCACUCAAAUUAUGACAGGUGAUAGGAGAUAGCCAUAGUCCAUGCUAUUGUUCCUGUAGUGUUAAUCCUCUCUGGCAGCUGCCCUGGAGAACAUGAGGAUUUUAAUUUGUCCAGGGAAUGCAAUAGAUGGAAAUAAUCUUUUGGUGCAGCUUACUCCUCCCAUGAGUGGAGAUAUGAGAGGUUUUCUUUCUGUUUAGUUAUUCACCAUGCUUUAAAACGGAAGGAAUACAGAAUAUGUAUCAGAGGCUGGAGGUGCUGGCAAAUCUUUAAAAAAUAAUUAAAUAAUGAAGCAUUCAGCUUUUAGGUUCAAAUCUUACAGAUGACUUUUGGAAGAAGAGAGUGAAAGCUGAUUUAACUGGAAUGCUGGUCAUAUAUAGGUCACUGAGAAGGCCUUCGUAUGUAAAUGGAGUAAGAUUAUAAAAAAACUUUUUAUUUGAAUAUUCUGGAGAAAGUGGCAUUGCAAAAUUCUUCAGUUCUAGUUGAUAUUUGUUAACUAUUAUUGUUAACUAUUAUUGUGAAAGGUAAUAUACACAAUGAAAAUAUGUAUUCACUAUGUUCUAAAAUGUGUUUUAAACACAUUAACGAGGCUUAUGUACUUAAUGUUAUAUUUGUCAUGUUUUCGUUCCCUUCUAAAUCAAUUAGUUUGUUAUGAAGAUUUCUGGGAACUACAAGGGAAAAAAAUAAACUUAAAUUCACCUGGCAGCAUUUUGUUUUCUUGCUUUAUGGCCCAUGCUUUGUAUUUUUAAUGUUUUGAUUUUUGAAAUCCACAUUGAAGUUAGUUUGUUCAUGAAAGCUGCAAAGUAGAGUAACCUGUGUAAAAGAAGUAAUUAUUGUCUGCUUGCACAUCGGCAGCAAAACCGAGUAAUUCCCUGAAUUACUGUUAUCCAAGAAAAGCUGAAGAGGAGGAAAAAUAAAUUAACUGUUGCAACUCACAACUCUGAUAGCAAAAUUGUUAUGAUUUAAUUAACUGAAAUUAUCUAAUUGUCGUGUAUUCUUGAGACUUAACACCUCUUU